ACUGUCAUGGUCGUUUCCUGUAUACAACAACAAUGCCAAAUUGGUCUCCGAAGCCUGGGUUUUGAUAUCUACAACACUUAACAUGAAGGAAUUUGCAGCAGCGUUGUUUCCAUGUUUGAACUGCUAUGUUCGGCAGAUCUGAAAGAGCCACAAACGUAAACUUGCUACUUUCAUGAAUUGGAAUGUUAACAAUUCUUUUGGCUUUGAAACUAGGAGAGAAGACGGCCGCGAGCUGGUUGUCAAGGUAUGGUGUAAGACCUGCUUUAAGUAUUGGGAGAAAAUUACGCGAGAUUACCUUUGAGAGGGAAUGCAAACGUUAUGGCUCCAAGUUUGUCAGUGGUACCAACUUUGUGACGAAACACACUGUCACAUACCAUCUUGGAUCUUUGGUAAGACUAGCAAUAGCAAACCAUCUGAUUUGGACUGAAACAGAACAUCAUGGGAUUGUUCAAACGGCGCUCGACAACUACAUGAAGAGUCGAAGGAAGAUGAAAUUGGGUGUUGGACUGGAAACUCUUGAUUUCAAUGAUGACAGUCUGGAGCCUUCUUCCAAGACCUCACGUUUGGACCUCGAUCCCAAUCCAUCUGAUUCAGAGGCAGUAACAAUGGGUGACUCUGACGUAGAAACUUGUGACCCUCCUCUGACAUAAACACGGAUUAGAAUGGCUAUAUCUAAUUUAUGCAUAAGUCAUGGUAACCUAUUGCAUGUAGUAAUUUGCUAAAGUGUAGCACAAGUAGCAGUAGUUGUGUCUAUGUAAUCAGAAUCGUAAUCACCAAAGAUUUAGUAGAUCGUUUAAUUGUUGUCGUUGGAUGUGUGACUCGGAGUGACAUCACUCUCCUUAAACAAUCCAGGAGAGUGACAAAUCUCUCCUUUGAUUUUCAAA
This is a messenger RNA of Corticium candelabrum, 884 nucleotides long. RefSeq lists its product as uncharacterized. The transcript has a single exon. Lineage: Eukaryota; Metazoa; Porifera; Homoscleromorpha; Homosclerophorida; Plakinidae. The coding region runs from base 183 to 650 and encodes 155 amino acids. The record is from RefSeq and is a predicted model, not a curated record.